AUGGAACAGGAGUCGCAGAAUUCCAGCUAUACCAAGAUGCUCUUGGGCAUCGGAUCAUGGGAUAUUCAUAUUGGACGUCGGAUCCACCUGGUCUUCUGGCUCCAGGUUCUGAUGCAGUACGACAUGGGGAUUGCGGCGGUUUCCGACUGGCUGUCGGCCGUGUGCAUGACCUGCGGGGUUCUGAGAACGGGCAUCGCUGCCUUGACCUUGGACCGAGUGGGUCGCCGUCGGACCCUCUACUGGGGAGCGGUCGUUUUAAGUAUUAUUCUCUUUACCCUUGGUGGUCUGAACCGUGGAGCCGUCAACAACCCCGACAAGACUGAGCAGUACGGAACCGGAGCCGCCGCCAUGGUCUUCCUCUACUUCGUUGUCUCCAGCUCCUCCUGGUUGAUGGCCCCUUUCAUUUAUCCUACCGAGAUCUUCCCAACUUGGCUGCGCGCCAAGGGUAACGCCUUUGGCGUUGCAGGUUGGGCCGUCGGCUACGGCGCCGGGUCACUGCUGGUCCCGGUCAUGUUUGCCGGCAUCCACGAGAAGACGGCCGGCCGCACACUCGAGCAGAUCGACUUCCUGUUCGCCAGCAAGAGCCCCUUCGUUUGGGAUGAGGAGAAGGAGUUUGCCAAGCGCAUGGCUCAGUUCAAUGCCGAAAUCAAAAAGAUGGAGAUUGAGAUCGGGGGAUAUGGGGGCGGCGAGAAGACACGUGAGAAGUUGUCGAGAAGGUCUGAUCUAGGGCUGCCAUUCAUGAAGCAUAAAAUUUGCGAUUGCAUUUACUUUAUGGAGCAUCCCGAUAUUCCCGCUGCGUAG
This is a messenger RNA of Aspergillus lentulus, 801 nucleotides long. Lineage: Eukaryota; Fungi; Ascomycota; Eurotiomycetes; Eurotiales; Aspergillaceae. The record is from RefSeq and is a predicted model, not a curated record.